Capsella rubella is the source of this 1923-nucleotide messenger RNA. Its product is annotated as putative inactive receptor-like protein kinase At1g64210. The record is from RefSeq and is a predicted model, not a curated record. The transcript has 2 exons. Gene Ontology annotation, biological process: protein phosphorylation. Gene Ontology annotation, molecular function: protein kinase activity; ATP binding; protein binding. Lineage: Eukaryota; Viridiplantae; Streptophyta; Magnoliopsida; Brassicales; Brassicaceae. The coding region runs from base 1 to 1815 and encodes 604 amino acids.
AUGCAUAUCUUCUUCUUCUUCUUCUUCUCUUUGUUUCUCUGUUUUGUUCUGAUCUCAUCUCAGACUCUUGACGACGACAAGAAAGCUUUGCUUACUUUCUUGUCUCAUUUCAAUUCGUCUCUUCUCCGUUGGAACCAGAGCUCUCCGGUUUGUCAUCUCUGGACCGGAGUUUCCUGCAACGCUAACCGAGAUCGAAUUGUAUCCGUUAGAUUGCCUGCGGUUGGAUUCAACGGUUUGAUUCCUCCUUUCACCAUCUCUCGUCUCUCUUCUCUCAAGUUUCUAAGCCUUAGAAACAACCAUUUCACCGGAGACUUCCCUUCUGAUUUCAUAAAUCUCAAGAACUUGACUCAUCUUUAUCUACAGCACAACUACCUCUCCGGUCCUUUAUUACCGGUGAUUCUCUCGGAGUUGAAGAAUCUUAAGGUUCUUGAUCUGUCUAACAAUGGAUUCAACGGAAGCAUCCCUGCUUCUCUGUCAGGUUUGACCAGCCUUAGAGUCUUGAAUCUUGCAAACAAUUCCUUCUCAGGGGAAAUACCCGAUCUUGAUCUUCCAAAGCUGAGCCAAGUCAACUUGUCCAACAACAAGCUCGUCGGUACAAUACCAAAAUCACUUCAAAGAUUCCAAAGGUCAGCCUUUUCUGGCAACAAGGUGAGUAACAACACUACCCAGAGGCAGAGACAACACAAGAUUCCUUUCGGGUUAAGCCAGAUUGCUUUCCUGUUGAUUCUGGCUGCAGUUUGCGUUUUGGGUUUCUCCGGGUUUUCCUAUACAAUGAUCACUUGUUGCCUAAGAAAGAAAUGUUUCGGGAAGGCUAGAAUCCCGGGGAAACUGAGGAAGAGAGACUCGUCUUCUUCUCCAGGAAACUGGACAGCUAGAGACGAUAACACUGAAGAAGGCGGGAAGAUUAUCUUCUUCGGGGGAAGAAACCACUCGUUUGAUUUAGAUGAUUUGCUAAGCUCAUCUGCUGAAGUUUUGGGGAAGGGUGCUUUCAGUACAACUUACAAGGUGACAAUGGAAGACAUGAGCACGGUCGUAGUGAAGAGACUGAAGGAAGUGGUCGUGGGAAGACGAGAGUUUGAGCAACAAAUGGAGAUCAUUGGUAUGAUCAGACAUGAAUUUGUAGCUGAACUAAAGGCUUACUACUAUUCCAAAGAUGAUAAACUCGCUGUUUAUAGCUAUUACAGUCAAGGAAGCCUCUUUCAAAUGCUGCACGGAAACAGAGGAAAGUAUCAUCGAGUGCCGUUAGAUUGGGAUGCUAGAUUGAGAAUAGCUACCGGAGCAGCGAGAGGGCUGGCUACAAUCCAUGAAGGGAACAAUGGUAAACUCAGCCACGGGAACAUCAAAUCCUCAAACAUCUUCUUAGACUCACAAUGCUAUGGCUGCAUUGGCGAUCUUGGCUUGACAACCAUCAUGAGAUCUCUUCCUCAAACCACUUGCCUUACUUCGGGUUACCACGCACCUGAAAUAACAGACACGAGAAGAAGCACACAGUUUUCGGACGUAUACAGCUUCGGUGUGGUAUUACUGGAGCUCUUGACAGGGAAAUCACCAGUGAGUCCAGCGGAACUAGCACCAACAACAAGACAAGGCGAAAACAUGGAUUUAGCUAGCUGGAUAAAGAAUGUGGUUGCAAAAGAGUGGACUGGGGAGGUGUUUGAUAUGGAGAUAUUGAGUCAGUCAGGUGGUUUCGAGGAAGAAAUGGUAGAGAUGUUGCAAAUAGGAUUGGCUUGUGUUGCUCUGAAGCAACAAGAUCGACCUCAUAUAGCUCAAGUUGUGAAAUUGAUUGAAGAUAUUCGAUCAGUUGAUGCAGAAUGAGACAAACAAAGUUGUAGUCUUUCUCCUUCAUAGAUCAUUUGUUUAUUAAAAUUGAAAAGUGAAUGCUAUUUGAGUGAUCGGUACAGAGCUGUUUUUGCAAAAAAAAAA